This is a messenger RNA of Rhinichthys klamathensis goyatoka, 876 nucleotides long. RefSeq names its product lens intrinsic membrane protein 2.2 (gene lim2.2). The record is from RefSeq and is a predicted model, not a curated record. NCBI's taxonomy places the organism in Eukaryota, Metazoa, Chordata, Actinopteri, Cypriniformes, Leuciscidae. Gene Ontology annotation, molecular function: structural constituent of eye lens. The transcript is spliced from 5 exons. Gene Ontology annotation, cellular component: plasma membrane. The coding region runs from base 260 to 784 and encodes 174 amino acids.
GACGCAGAAGAAGACUGGAGGGAUUGUGAGGAGAGGGAGAUAAUGGGUAAAUGAGAGGGAGAGAGAAUGGGUAAACAAGAGGACGAGAUGCAGAGAAAGAUGAUUACCUCACAUCUCACAUGUCUGACUGGAUGAUUCGCUCUAUUGUGGCGGGAACAAUAACGGUCGCCGCGCGUGGCGGGUUUAAAACCCCAGAGGCGCGAGGACAGAGCGCAAUCUUCGCGGGAGACUGUAACCGUCAGAGAGGACGCUCUCAUUGAUGGUGUUCACUCUGGUAAGCGGGGCCUCACUGUGUGGUGUGGCGGCCCUCGUGCUCCUCAUCAUCUCCACAGCAACAGACUAUUGGAUGCAGUAUCGCUACUCAGGGAACGCAGCCAAUCAGGGCCUCUGGAGGUUCUGCAUCAAUCGCAAGUGCCACGCCCACACACUCAACGUGGCAUUCUGGGACGCCACGCGGGCCUUCAUGCUGCUGUCGCUGCUGGGCUGUUUCGCUGGAGUCCUUCUGAGCGUCACUGCGUCUAAACGAGGCCGAAGCAAACGAGUGCGGGCCGGAGGAGUCGCUCUGCUUCUGUCCGGAUUUCUCGCGCUUUUGGCUCUGGCGAUCUACACCGGGAUGACCGUCAACUUCUUCGGGAGGCGCUACAUCGGCUGGAGGUUCUCAUGGUCUCAUAUUCUGGGAUGGAUCGGCACCAUACUGGCUCUGGCAGCAGGAGUUCUGCAGCUCUGUGCUUAUCAGAGAAGCUUCAGUGAAGCGACGCCUGUGUCUCUGACAGCUGAUCCCUGAUCAUCACAAAACACUGAGCGCUGCAAUCCUGGAGGAAAUAAACUGCGUUUGGACUCUUUCUUGGUGCAUGUUUUAUUUUUCCAACAGAACAG